ACUGCACACAGCUGAGCUCAGAACUUUGGGAAUGGCUCUGAGAAGACUGAGGAGCUGGGGGUCAGGAGCUCCGGCAAGCCUGGGAGCUGAGACGCGCUGUAGGAGACUUCUCCUUUCCAAACCCUUCAUCUCUGCUAAGGACAAGGCAGACACAGCUCAAAGGCGCUCGCAUCUGGAAGGAUCUCUAUUUGGAUUCUGCUGCUGCUAACAGAGCCACUCACAUCCACAGAGGAAGAGAGGAAAAUUAUUUGAAACAGCAAGAUACUUUCCAAAGCGAGGAGUGGAAGGAGGCAGAUUUUCCCCUCCUUCCCCUUUUGGGAGAAAGGAGUUGCCCAGCCUAGUCAUGAGACUUUCUCACACUUCCCAAAGCAGGCUCCUGGAGCUAUGACACGGCACCACUGAGUCUGGCUGGCGUAGCCCAGCGCAGCCCCAGCAGCACACCCUGAGUGCAGGCAACCUGGUAGGCACGGAAAAUGGAGAAUGAGGUUGGCAAAUCUGUGGACAAUCAAAUGGACAAAUACAUAGUUACAAUAAUGGGGAAAUCAGAAAGUCAAAUGGAUAUUGUGGAAAAAUCAACAAAAUCUGGGAAGAAAUCCUGGCACUUUGUGGCAAUUGGGCUGGCUGUCUUGCUGCUCCUCAUGACUUGCUCUGUGGUCGCCCUGGGAAUCCUGUAUGCCAGCAGCAGAGGCACUCCCUAUGGUACCAAUUCAGGCAGUAUAUGUACCACACCUGGUUGUGUUACAGCAGCUGCUAGAAUAAUUCAGAAUAUGGACACAACAGCUGACCCUUGCAAGGAUUUCUACCAGUAUGCCUGUGGGGGCUGGCUGAACCGACAUGUUAUCCCAGAAACUAGCUCCAGAUACAGCAUUUUUGACAUCCUGAGAGAUGAGCUGGAGGUCAUCCUAAAAGGUGUGCUGGAGACUUCAGAGCAAGGGGACAGAGAAGCAUUUCAGAAAGCUAAGACACUUUACAAGUCAUGCAUGAAUGAGAGUCUUAUAGAGCAGAGAGAUUCAUUGCCUCUGCUAGAGGUCUUAACAAUGGUUGGAGACUGGCCAGUGGCUUCUGCAGACUGGAAUAACACCAAAGAACCAAGCUGGAGCAUGGAAGAGAAACUCUCCAUAAUGAACUCCAGAUUUAACAAACGUGUCCUCAUUGACAUGUUUGUAUGGAAUGAUGACCGGGAUUCCAGCAGACAUAUCAUCUAUAUUGACCAACCUAGUUUAGGAAUGCCAUCCAGAGAUUACUACUUUAAUGGUGGCAACUACCAAAGGGUAAGAGAAGCUUACCUGCAGUUCAUGAUCACUAUUGCUAAAAUGAUCCGAGAAGACAUGAAUAUGUCCAAGGAUGAUUUGUUUGUCCAAGAGGAGAUGGCAAAGGUUAUGGAACUUGAAACAGAUAUUGCAAAUGCAACUACCCCAGCAGAAGAAAGGCAUGAUGUAACCUUGUUAUACAACAAAAUGACCUUAAAAGAGCUACAGGAAAAGUUUGCAUUGAACGAAUUUAACUGGACCUUCUUCAUCCAAGGAGUCAUGUCUUCAGUAAGUGUUCAGGUUGACCCUGAAGAAGAAGUUGUUGUAUAUGGCAUGCCCUACUUGCAAGAGCUGAAAGCAAUUAUCUCCAAGUACUCAGCAAGCACCAUCCAGAACUACCUCAUCUGGCGACUGGUAAUUGAUCGAGUCAGCAGCCUGAGUCGGCGUUUCAAGGAUGCUCGAGCCAGCUACAGGAAGGCACUUUAUGGGACAACGCUGGAAGAAGCCCGCUGGAGGGAAUGCGUGAGUUAUGUCAACAACAACAUGGAGAACGCAGUAGGAGCAAUGUAUGUCAGGGAGACAUUUGCUGGUGAGAGCAAGAGGAUGGUCCAAGAUUUAAUAGAUAAGAUUCGUGAAGUGUUCAUUGAGACCUUAGAUGAGUUACAGUGGAUGGACGAGGCAUCUAAAGCAAAAGCUCGUGAGAAGGCACUGGCAAUUAAAGAACAGAUUGGCUACCCAGAUUAUAUUUUGGAAGAUCAGAAUGAAAAACUAGAUCAAGAAUAUGCCAAUCUAAACUUCAGUGAACACAAUUACUUUGAAAACAUCCUAGAAAAUCUGAGAGCUGGAGCCCAAAAGAGCUUGAAAAAGCUUCGAGAAAGAGUUGACCAAGACAUAUGGAUAAUUGGAGCUGCAGUGGUCAACGCAUUCUAUUCUCCCAAUCGGAACCAGAUAGUUUUUCCUGCUGGGAUUCUACAGCCUCCAUUCUUCAGCAAACACCAACCACAAGCCCUGAACUUUGGAGGAAUUGGGAUGGUUAUUGGGCAUGAAAUUACUCAUGGCUUUGAUGACAAUGGUAGGAAUUUUGAUAAAGAUGGGAAUAUGUUUGACUGGUGGAGCAAUUUCUCAGCUAUGCAUUUCAAGGAGCAGUCUCGCUGCAUGGUUUAUCAGUAUGGGAACUACACGUGGGAGCUGGCUGGAGGACAAAACGUCAGUGGAAUAAGCACGUUAGGAGAAAAUAUUGCAGAUAAUGGAGGAGUCCGACAGGCUUAUAAGGCUUAUUUAAAAUGGCUGGAACAGGAAGGGAAGGAACCAAAGUUGCCCGGACUGAAUCUGUCCCACAAGCAGCUUUUCUUCCUCAACUUUGCCCAGGUCUGGUGUGGUUCCUACAGACCAGAAUAUGCUAGCCAGUCAAUAAAGACAGAUGUUCACAGCCCUCUGAAAUACAGGGUGAUGGGAUCUUUGCAGAACUUUGAAGCCUUCUCAGAGGUGUUUCACUGUAAAAAAGGCACUGCCAUGCAUCCUGCAGACAAAUGCAGAGUGUGGUAACCAAAGGACUACUGGCAAGAAUGAUAAACACUGGUGACACAAUGAACAGUUCUUGCCAACUACGUGCCUGAUGUUCUCCCACUCAGUCACAGCCAAGGCUAAUGGUGCAGCUACUGUAGUGAGAAUCAAGGAAACUGCAGCACUCAAGCUUUCAUGGUUCCACUGGGAAGUAUGGAAGUAUCUCAGUGACUGAUGGGCCGUGCUGAAAGCCGCAGUGUGCUCCGGAACAGAAACGACUGUUGGAAAUGACAUCCUGACUGUUACUAAGAUACCACAUCAGGGUUACAAAGACUAGUUCUUCAAACAAACAAACCCAACAAACCAACAAGCAACUGCACAUCUAUUUUUCAGAAAACAACAAUAAUUUUAAUAUGUCUUACAAUGACGCCUUCUGAGACUCAGCAAACCCGUUGGAAGUGUUUCACAGAACUGUUUUCUAGUAUUCCGAUUCAGUUUCUAGUGCAUUCUUCCCAAAUUCAGGUUAAAUCUAGUUUAAAUUCUCAUGUUGUCUGUCUACUUGCACUUUGAUUACUGCUUUGAUGUAAGAGAUUGCUAUUUGUCUUGAGACGUUGCCAAGUGAGCUGUAUGUUAAAUGCCUGUCGGCUGCUGACUUCAUGCAAAGCUGUACUCUUCUACUGCACUUGAGUUCUUCUGCUCCAAAGAGCAACUGUAACGUGACCUUAAAGUGAGUAUUGCCAGAUAGAAAGUCACAUUUAUAGGAAUACAAAUUCUAUUGUUAUAGAUAAAAUAUGUGGUCUCUUCCUGCAGAGAUGUAUUUAAGAAGAUGCUUAUUCUUGUAGAAGUGUAUAAAAUACUUUUGGGCAAAUAGCAAACGUGAAAAUGAAAACAAUUUUGUUGUUUUAAUCCCGUGCCUUUUCAUUUUGCCAUAAUCUAUUUUACAGAACUUACACUUGAAAAAUGUAACAUCAUUAUUUUUAAUUAAAAAAAAAAA
Messenger RNA from Numida meleagris (helmeted guineafowl), 3747 nucleotides. It is a transcript of the gene MMEL1, whose product is annotated as membrane metalloendopeptidase like 1. The transcript is spliced from 23 exons. NCBI's taxonomy places the organism in Eukaryota, Metazoa, Chordata, Aves, Galliformes, Numididae. Gene Ontology annotation, biological process: protein processing. Gene Ontology annotation, cellular component: plasma membrane. Gene Ontology annotation, molecular function: metalloendopeptidase activity. The record is from RefSeq and is a predicted model, not a curated record. The coding region runs from base 474 to 2795 and encodes 773 amino acids.